Messenger RNA from Erythranthe guttata (spotted monkey flower), 2889 nucleotides. NCBI's taxonomy places the organism in Eukaryota, Viridiplantae, Streptophyta, Magnoliopsida, Lamiales, Phrymaceae. The record is from RefSeq and is a predicted model, not a curated record.
AUGACAAAUUCCAUCAUCAUUCUUUUUCUAUUCAUCUUUUCUUCUUCAGCCUUACUUAUAACUCCAAGUAACCAAGCAGAUUUACUUUCAUUGCUAGCUUUCAAAGAAGCUAUAGACGUCGAUCCAAACGGAGCUCUAAACUCAUGGAAUCGAACUACAAACUUUUGCACGUGGGACGGAAUCACAUGCGGUCGUAAGCACACCGAUAGAGUUGUUGGCAUAAAGUUGGAUUCUCAAGGCUUGACUGGAUCACUAUCUCCUCAUAUAGGUAAUCUCUCAUUCCUUAGAGAAAUCAAUCUCCAAAACAAUAGCUUCAAUGGCCGAAUUCCUCAAGAAAUCGGCCUUUUAAGACGACUCGAGUAUAUAGAAUUUAGCAACAAUUCUUUCAUGGGAAGAAUAUUGCCUGAAAAUAUUUCCCAAUGGAAAAAUCUAGUUUAUCUUAACUUGAUCGACAACAACCUCACCGGGCCCAUACCUCCGGGGAUCCGUUUUUUGGAGAAACUAGAAGCUCUAGGCUUGGGUGACAACAAAAUUUCAGGAGCUAUCCCUCAAUAUGUCGGAAACCUAACAUCUCUGAGACAACUUUCUUUAAGGUCUUGCGACUUGAACGGAGAAAUUCCCGAAUCCUUGGGCCAACUUCAGAAACUAAGACUUCUUAAUUUGGGUGACAACAAUCUCACAGGCACCAUUCCUCCAAGUUUCUUCAAUAUAUCUACUAUUAGGAGUAUUGCAAUUAAUAAUAAUGGUCUUCAUGGAUCCAUACCCUCUACUAUAGGCCACACUCUCCCUAAUUUACUACUCCUUUAUAUGGCUUGGAAUCAACUCACCGGGCGUUUUCCGGUUUCAAUCUCAAAUGCUUCCUCUCUUCAAUUGUUAGAUUUUCCUUUCAAUCACUUUAGUGGUCCCUUGCCAAGUUUCGAAGGGCUUUCACAAUUACAAUUCUUGUACGCUGCGAAAAACAACAUUGAAGAUGAUAUUAGCUUGAUUGUUUCGUCGUUGACAAAUUGCACAAACUUACAAGGUCUUGAUCUUAGUCAAAAUCCGUUGAGUGGUUCAAUACCAGAAACCGUAGGCAAUCUCUCGAUCCACCUUGAUCAUAUAGGGCUUGCUCAUACAUUAAUACAUGGAAAAAUCCCGUAUGGUGUAGGAAAUCUUGUUGGUCUCACUUACUUGUAUCUUAAAAACAACAAUCUUGAAGGUCCUCUACCUUUGAGUAUCGGGAAACUUUCUAAUUUGGGUAUUCUCUACUUGGGAGAAAAUAGAUUCGCGGGCGAAAUACCAUCCAUAUUCGGAAACUUGAGCUUGUUGACUAAUUUGUACAUGCAAGGAAACAACUUUUCUGGGGCUAUACCUAAGAGUAUCGGUAACUGCUCUAAGUUGCUAGGAUUAUAUCUUUCACGUAAUAAUCUUAGUGGCCUCAUACCCCAAGAGCUUAUGAAUCUUUCCUCGAUUUCUAUUUCCUUAGAUCUGUCUUACAAUGAGUUUACGGGUUCGAUUCCGGUUGAAGUUGGAUCUCUGAGAAACCUAGCAAGCUUAGAUUUUUCCAACAAUAGAUUGUCCGGACUUAUUCCAAACUCUUUAAGAACGUGCAUUAGCUUGGAACGACUUUACUUGCAGGGUAAUUUAUUCGAAGGACAAAUACCUCAGGGACUAAGUUCUUUAACGGGCUUACUCGAUUUGGAUCUUUCACGGAAUAAUUUAUCCGGGACAAUCCCACUUUUCUUCGGUACUCUACGUCUCCAACAAUUGAAUCUCUCUUUCAAUAUGUUGCAAGGACAAGUGCCGACGACUGGAGUGUUUAAAAAUAAGACUGCAAUUUCUAUACAAGGAAACAAAGACUUGUGUGGAGGAGUUCCUGAGUUGGAACUUUCUCUUUGCACUUCUUCAUCGGUUUCCUCGAAGAAGAAAAACUUAUCUACUCCACUCAAAAUCGCGAUCCCAUUAAUAGUAGGAGUUGCAGCAAUUAUGUGCCUCGUCGUCGUUUUUCUUCAUCGAAGAAGAGCAUCCAACAAAAGUCCGCCUUCUCCAGAAUUAUUGCCCGGCAUCCCUUUCUUGAGGCUUUCAUAUUCCGAUCUACUUAAAGCAACGGGCGGAUUUGCCGAGACUAGCCUAGUAGGUGUCGGAAGUUUUGGGUCUGUUUACAAAGGCAUUCUUGACGACGGGCUGAAAACGAUCGCUGUGAAAGUGCUAAAUCUUAUGGUGAAAGGGGCUUCGAAGAGCUUCAUGGCGGAAUGCAAUGCGCUUAGAGAGAUAAGACACAGAAAUCUCGUGAAAAUAUUGAGUGUUUGUGAAAGCAUAGACUUCCAAGGAAACGACUUCAAAGCGAUUGUCUAUGAGUUUAAGGCUAACGGAAGUUUAGAUAAGUGGUUGUACUACAAUGACGAACAAGAACAAGAAUCCGAUGCAAGAGAUAGAAACCUUUGUUUUAUUCAGAGGCUCGAUAUUGCGAUUGAUGUUGCUCAAGCACUCGAGUAUCUCCAUUGUGGUACUGAUUCGGUAAUUGUUCAUGGCGAUUUGAAGCCGAGUAACAUUCUCUUGGAUCAAGAUAUGACGGCUUUUGUCGGUGACUUUGGAUUGUCCAAGAUUAUUUCAAGCAUAAUUCCAACGCACGAGAGUAGCAACACAAUCGGGAUAAAGGGUACUUUCGGAUAUGUUCCACCAGAAUAUGGGAUGAGUAACUUGGUCUCGACGAAAGGGGAUAUAUAUAGCUACGGUAUACUUGUCUUGGAGAUUUUUACAAAUAGAAGACCGACGGAUGACUCGUUUAAUGAGCAUGUCAAUCUUCAUAAUUUCGUUAGUGCUGCAUUGCCGGAUCGUGUAAUGGAAAUUGUGGCUCCUCUCAUUCGAAUUGGCUCGGACGACAUGGAUAAUAGAAACGCCGAGAGAUAG